GUUCGAGGAUCCUUGUCUCUUCCCCUAUCCUCAAGAGUGCUGGCCCUCUAAUUGGCCGAGUCAGAACCUUUGGAGACAGAAGAUGGCGUACAAAGACCCGACCCAUGCCCGGGUUGUUGCCUCUUUAUUAAUUAGAUCGUUCCACCCACGUUGUCGCAAGACCUUAUAAAAGAAGCGUAAAGUACCCAUUUCUUAUUGACCUGGACGUUUCGACGCCUGCCUCGACCAUUAAAGACUCUAAUAUGGAGAUUGUGAAUGCCACCGGCGCUCAGCCUGGGCUGCAACAGACAUGGCCUGCCAGCACCUCGCAGUUGCAAGGCGUUCUGCCAGGAUUUCUGGGGGGCUGGUCCACCUGGCAAUACAUAGUGACCGUUCUGGUGGGAAUGGUGGUCUAUGACCAAGUGAUGUACCUCUUGCGAAAGGGCCCCAUCGCGGGACCUCCUUUCAAGAUUCCGUUCAUGGGUCCGUUUCUUCAAGCGAUUAAUCCCAAGUUCGAAGGAUAUCUGGCACAGUGGUCAAGUGGUCCUCUCAGCUGUGUAUCCGUCUUCCACAAAUUCGUUGUCCUCGCCUCCGAUCGAGACCUAGCUCACAAGGUGUUCAAGUCGCCGACGUACGCCGAACCAUGCAUAGUACCGAUCGCAAAAGACCUCCUCGGCCACAAGGCCUGGGUGUUUCUUCAGGGGAAGGCCCACACCGAGUACCGGAGGGGAUUGGCUCCUCUAUUCACCAACAAGGCUAUGGCUACCUACCUUCCCGUCCACCAACGAGUAUUGGACGACUAUUUCAGCAAGUUUGUUGCCAUUAGCGAGGCGAAUCAAGGGAAGCCAGUACCUUUUAUGUCCAUGUUCCGUGAAAUUAAUUGUGCUCUUUCUUGCCGCACUUUCUUCGGCGACUACAUAUCCCAGGAGGCAGUCAAGAAGAUUGCAGAUGAUUUCUACUUGGCUACGGCGGCGAUGGAGCUGGUCAACGUCCCUCUGUCAAUGUACAUCCCCUUCACCAAGCAAUGGUUAGGGAAGCGGACGUGCGAUGCAGUCCACGCCGAAUUCGCGAAAUGUGCCGCGGCGUGCAAGGCAAAGAUGACAAUCGGCGCAACCCCCACAUGCAUCGUGGACCACUGGGUUCUCCACAUGUUCGAGUCCAACCGCUAUCGCGAAAGGAUCGCAGCGGGGGAGACAAACGUAGAGAAACCAUCAAAUCUGAUCCGCGAGUUCACCAACGAGGAGAUCUCGGAAACUCUCUUCACCUUCCUAUUUGCAUCCCAGGAUGCGUCCAGCAGUGCCACCAUUUGGUUGUUCCAAAUCCUCGCCCAGCGGCCCGAUAUCCUCGACCGCAUGCGAGAAGAGAACUUGGCGGCGCGGGGCGGUGAUCGAAACAAACCCUUCGAUCUGCCCAUGUUGGAGUCACUCACCUACACCAACGCCGUCAUCAAAGAGCUCCUCCGCUACCGGCCGCCCGUCAUCUUCGUACCCUACCUUGCGACUAAGAACUUCCCGGUCACAUCCCACUACACCGUUCCCAAGGGCUCCAUGAUCAUCCCGUCCUGCUGGCCGGCUCUACAUGACCCGGAUGUUUACCCCAACCCCGAUUCCUUCGAGCCGGAGCGCUGGAUUUCCGGGGACGCCGAGUCCAAGAACAAAAAUUGGCUUGUUUUCGGUGCUGGUCCACACGACUGUCUGGCGAGGAGAUAUGUGCCCCUUUACCUGGCAGGUAUGAUUGGCAAAGCCUCACUGGACAUCGAUUGGAAGCACCAUGCGACGGACAAGUCGGAGGAGAUCCGGGUGUUUGCUACUCUUUUCCCCAUGGAUGGGUGCCCCUUAGUUUUCACGAAACGCCCCUAGACGUUGCACUGUUGUAAGUUGGGCCGUAAUGUGUAAUAUGAUGAGAGCCAGAUAUUCUUAUAGAUAAGAGAUUAAUGCACAAAAUUGUCAAAUUUAGCCAGCUAGGGUAGAGUGCUGCUAACUACACAGUCACUCCCGAAAGAUAUAUUGUACCCUCGAGAAUCACAGACUGCCUUGAGAUAUUUGUAUCUAGGAUGUCCGUUAAAGGUAG
Messenger RNA from Aspergillus alliaceus, 2049 nucleotides. RefSeq names its product cytochrome P450. Gene Ontology annotation, biological process: sterol metabolic process. Lineage: Eukaryota; Fungi; Ascomycota; Eurotiomycetes; Eurotiales; Aspergillaceae. Bases 243 to 1838 code for a protein of 531 amino acids. Gene Ontology annotation, molecular function: iron ion binding; heme binding; oxidoreductase activity, acting on paired donors, with incorporation or reduction of molecular oxygen. The record is from RefSeq and is a predicted model, not a curated record. The transcript is spliced from 4 exons.